This is a messenger RNA of Bradysia coprophila, 1472 nucleotides long. RefSeq lists its product as uncharacterized. The record is from RefSeq and is a predicted model, not a curated record. Lineage: Eukaryota; Metazoa; Arthropoda; Insecta; Diptera; Sciaridae.
UGUAUGUUGCGUCAAUUAAAUCUUAUGGCCGAAAAUAAUCUACCUCACGUCCAAAUGGUUCAACUGGACAUCACAUACCGAGAACUUCUUGUCAAAUUGAAAGCCCAUGUAACUCGAUUGGCCAACCAAAUGGAUGCUAUGUUAUGUGUUAAAUGGAUACAGAAACUGCAAACACUUACCCAGGCGGAUGACAUAAAGCUGCGAAAUUAUUUGCUCCUUCAAAUAUGUAAUCAAAUAUCAACGGGAUAUCUGGACCAUCCAUUUAUCAAUGCAAGCUAUUUGGACCAAGAUUUGAAAGUGGUGGCUAACUGUUGCCGCGAAUGCGAGCCGAUUUGUAAUGCUUCAGACAAUGUAUUCAAAAUGCCACUUGAUCGGUCAUCGUCGAAUAUUACGGAUAUUGUCUCGGACUUGUAUAUAUCUGACGUCGAUGGUACGGUGGCGAUCGAAAGUAUAUUUGAAAAUGAGAAGCCCGAUUGGAGAGAGCCAAAGGUAUUUUUUGCAGAACCGUUCGAAAAUGUGUUGCAUGCACAAAAUUUUUAUCGAAAAAAGUACGAAGAAACUUUAGCCGAUUUAAAGGAAGCCAAACUGAAACUAUAUUUGAAAAGUAGCCGAUCGUUGGCUGAAUUUAUCGACUAUUUAGGAGCGAAUUUUAUCGAAAAAUAUCAAAAAGCAACCGAAGAAUUAAUGUCUAUAGAGAAGAGCUCCAAUCCUCGUAAAGAAUUCUUGGAGUUUAAACUAAAUUUUUGCAGUAAAUUCAAAUUUUUGUGCGGCGAUUUAAUGAGUGCUAAUGUGGCCGAAAAUCUAUUACAAUCAGAAGAUCAGUUCCAGCGAAUACAAAAUCGAAUUUUAUGCAAUGGUUUCGUUGAGUCCAAUGAAAGUAAGAAAGACUUGUUGUCAACCGAUCGUGCUACAGUCAGUACAGAUCUGGAUGCUAACAAUACAAAAUAUUCCGAGUACUUGAAACGGUACAUCCGGAAGCAGCAAAAGCAAUUCAAUCGCAAGAUUCAAGGGUACGAAGGUCAGAUUGCCGCAUUGAAAAAGGAAAUUUGUUCGCGCGAUAAAAAGCAAAGCCGACAAAUAAUUGAAAUGAAAUGCGAGAAUAUUAUAAAGAAUGAACAAAAGGCCAGGGACCAGCUAUCCGAAUCGCUUAACGAUUUGGAGUCGAAGUAUAAAAACAUUGUACAGCAAAUAUUCAACGAUUUACAGAACCAAAACUAGCUGAGUGCGAAUACGUUUUUCGAAUAAUAUGUUUUUCAGUGGCAAUGCUUACGUUUCUAUCAUUGUGUUUGCCGUUUAAGUUAAGGCAAAAAGGUGUUCAAACAUAGUGUCGAUCUCAAUUGUCCCUAAGUCGAACACUAAGCACAAAAAAAUUGUUCGACUAAAAAUCUGUUCCUCAUCCUUCAAAAUCAAAACGUUUAUAGACUAAGCCUGACUAAUCUAUUUCACCAUCAAAUAUAGAAAUACCUUCUGGA